Molecule: messenger RNA, 4104 nt
Organism: Nerophis lumbriciformis (worm pipefish)
Lineage: Eukaryota; Metazoa; Chordata; Actinopteri; Syngnathiformes; Syngnathidae
Product: ras-related C3 botulinum toxin substrate 3
Biological process (GO): small GTPase-mediated signal transduction
Molecular function (GO): GTP binding; GTPase activity
Source: RefSeq, a predicted model, not a curated record
CAACACUCGUCACCUCCUUUCACUGCGGCGCCUUCGCUGAGCGGACUGCCCCGCUGCUCUCAUCCAAGUGUUCAGCGCAGCCUGUCGGGUCCAGUCAACGACCAGUGUCGGCUCUCCGGAAGUCUUCGGCAACUGCAGAAAUGCAAGCUAUCAAAUGCGUUGUGGUCGGCGACGGGGCUGUGGGUAAGACCUGUCUGCUGAUUAGCUACACGACCAAUGCGUUCCCCGGUGAAUACAUCCCCACUGUCUUUGACAACUACUCUGCCAAUGUUAUGGUGGAUGGGAAGCCAGUCAAUCUGGGCCUUUGGGAUACAGCUGGACAGGAGGACUACGAUAGGCUCAGACCACUAUCUUACCCACAGACGGAUGUGUUCUUGAUAUGCUUCUCCCUGGUCAGUCCGGCUUCCUUUGAGAACGUCCGAGCUAAGUGGUACCCUGAAGUGAGACACCACUGCCCCAACACACCCAUCAUCCUGGUGGGCACCAAGCUGGAUCUGCGAGAUGACAAGGACACCAUUGAGAGGCUGCGGGACAAGAAGCUCUCCCCCAUCACAUACCCUCAGGGUCUGGCCAUGGCAAGAGAGAUUGGGGCUGUGAAGUACCUUGAGUGUUCAGCACUGACCCAGCGAGGCCUGAAGACGGUGUUCGACGAGGCCAUUCGAGCUGUGCUCUGCCCUCCGCCUGUGAAGAAGAGGGGAAAGAGGUGCACCAUGUUCUGAGAUGAGGAAGACGCUGCUGAAAAAUGUCGACAACACCCACUACAUCUCUGAGAGGAUGGGGGGGGGAACUAGGUUGCGUGAGUGUGCACUGCUGAGAUCACUUCCUUUCUAUUGAUGUUUUUUCAACGCAAUAUUGGCAACAGGAUCAAUAUCUCCUCUGAUUGUUAUAACAUUACUGAAUAAGGUAAAAGACAUUGACUGUACACUUACUUUCUACUCAUAUAACCACACCGAGUUCCCAUGAGGGCUGAUUUUGGUUUCUAUUGCUCGUCUUAAGCAGCUUAGUCCUGUCUUUCUCAGUGCGCUUGCUUUUUGAAUGAAUGAAGUGUCUCCUCGCGAGUGAGUGAACUGUGAAUAAGUCUUAAGGUCGCUGAAAAACUCUUCGUUUUUAGAAACUUUUUCCAUCUUAUCACACCCAAAGGAGAAAUUUGGUGACCAGACUUAAGAAAAAUAGAGAAUGCAUCAAUUUAUUAUGAGAAACAUGAGUCAAAAAGCUGUUUUACACGAGGUUGUGGCACCCACAACCCACUUUGACUCCCUACUAUCACUUUGGGAAUCUUAGCAUGCGAAAAAUGACUUGUAAACCAGUCAGUAAAAUAUAAGCAGAGUGGCGUUAAUGACAUAUUUUCAUGAGAAAAAACUCAUUCAAAUGUAGCUAUGAUAGGCGUAUUCAUUAACACAAAUAAAAACAAUUCUGAAAAACUGUUUAACCAUAAUGACUUGAUGGAAAUGUCAGUUAAAAUGAGGGUGGAAAUGACCAUGUUUAUUAAGAGGAAUACAAAUGAAUAUAAUUUAGUGUAUCAGUCAGUAAAGUUAGUAAUUCCAGGAAUCUAAAUAAAAUAACAUAAUAAAACAAUGAUUAAAUCUACGGAAGAUUCUGGUUCGUUGUAGUUACUGUAUAUUUGUAUAUGUUUGGUGAUCAAUAAUCACAUUGUCGGUAAUUACAGAUAUCAGAUUUUAGCACUUAACAUAUGAAGUUGGAACAGAUACUAUUUUAGUUGUUAGUUUUUACAGUGUUUGUAUUUUCAACACCUUUGAACCAACGCAAUUAACUAGUCCCAUCAGUUUAGUCGAUAUCUUUAUGUGACAAAUGUAACGUCAAAAUAACCUCAACAAAAAAAUUGCAUUCAGUGGUCCUUUGCUGGCUGACAGUACAUUACCCAAACCUCCAUUCAUUGCGGUUCAUCGAUUAUUACACACACCGAUUUAAUCGCACUGUCUAACAAAUGAAAGUGAUAAGGAUAACUGGAAUAAACCGGAUUUAUUCCCAAUAUAUUUGGUCAAAAGACUAGUGAAAUGAACUUCAACUAAAUUUUGCAUUCAAAAAUGCGACCUAAGAUCUUUUGUGAGGGCUGUUUACUUAAUCGCCUUUGACUGGACAGAUCCAGUUAAAAAAAAUCCUCAAAUUACCUGAUGGAUGUUUUGUUGUUUGUUGUCAAACAUCCGCUGUUACCCGAGUGUUUUUCGGGUGUCUGAACUGUGAACAUGUGACAGACAAGCAUGCCAAACGUGGGGGCCGUACAACCUUGCUGCCUGAGUUCUGCCUCUGACGGUGGAGGAGUUUGCAUGAGUCUUCAAAUAUUCUAUCAUUGCUUUGAUGUUGUCAGUGUGCGCGUGUGGAAAAAAACAUUGUUUCAUUAUUUGGGGUAACUGCAUCAAAAAAGUAUUGUUUUUAAGCCACGUUUUUUGUGACCGGUUUUUGUACUAUUUCAUAUUGUACUGCAGUAAUACACACAACUGUCAACAGGAAUGGCAUUGACACCUACUGAUGUACAGAAUCAUUCUGAGGAAAGGAAUGCUUUACAAAUACAUUAAAGGGAAACUGCACUUUUUUGGAAUUCUGCUUGUCGUUCACAAUCACUAUGAAAGACAUGACGACGGAUGGAUUUUUUUAAUGCAUUCUAAAUAUGAAAUACAAGUAAAUAGAAAUCCGCUUACAGCGCAGCCAAUAGGAGCUCCAUUAUUCCGCCCAUAAAAUUCGAUGAAUAAUCAUUCAAAAAGCGCCAACAAUACCCCAUUUACAUUUCAUGACUUGAAUAUUAGCCAAGUAUUAGUAAUAUUGUUAUUAUAAGCGCAAACGCAGACAAACUAUUUAUUGUGGCGCUGUGAUAACUUCCGUGUGUCCCUAUGUUUACAUCAUCGAGUGGUCUGCCGUUUCCUUGCUUCCUUUCUCCCUGUAAGUUUAUUGUAGAUCUUAAAUCAUGCCUCUAACCUGAAAAGUAGAUGGCUAAGGAUAUAAUACGACAAGUUGGGAGACUUUGACGGCCAUUUAGGACCUGCAACUUGCCAGAACCACACGAAAAGCGCUUGUUCCACGUCACCCCCCGACCCCGUUUCUUUGUGAGGAUUAUGAGACAUUCUUCACCUAAAUGGGAAUAUAUGAACAUCCCAGCAGCUUGCAUCCUAAUGACAGCAGACCUUGUACAGUAAGUGAUGUGUUAUUAUGUUUGUUGGCUGCAGUCUGCAGUAAGCAGAAAUCAGUGAUCAAGUAGAAAAAAAAGCAAAUGUGAUGCGUUUUUGAAAUUAAUGUGCCGCGCAUUCUUAAAAUGAUCAAAAUACGUAAAUAUUAAAUGUUAUAAAUGUGCCUGUCACUACUUUACAUACAGUAUAUACUUACAUCAUGUAUAUAAAACCUCAAUGGAGGUGUUUGGAUGUUUUUAAGGGCUUUAUAGGCCGAAUUGAACGGCUCACAUCGGCUCUAUUGUAAGCAGAUUUUUGAUCAAAUUUUUUAAAUAUUUAGAUUGCAUUAAAACAAAAUCCAUCUGUCGACAUGUCUUUCAUAAGUAUUGUGAACGAUAGGCAAAAUUACAAAAAAAAGCGCAGUUCCCUUCUAAUGUACAUAAAUAUGUGGUUAUUAGUACUCUAAAAUGAUGCAAAGUGAUCCAUGUUGAAGUUUGAAGUUUUUCUGAUGAGGGUUGAUCUUCAUCCGUGGAAAUAAUGUUACCGUUUACAAAAUAAAUGCACUUCUGUAUGGUUGCAGGGCUUCACUGUGUGUUAAAAUGAUUUCUAAACGGCUGACAUUUCAAUCCAUCCAUCCAUGUGACUGUCACUCUCUGGUGGCCAGAUGCAGCACUUCCUUCACUUUUUGCUCAUGUUUAUUUUGGUCGGCAUAGCAAACUCGUGUGUCAGGACUAACGAAGGAGUCGAAGUGUACUGUAGCUGACAAACGCAGCACCUAAUUACUACUGCAUGGACAUUAUCUGGUUGUUUGGCACACUGUAAUUCUUAGGUGAGGUUCAAAUGCAUUGGCCAUGUAUGUAUGUAUGUAAUGUAAGAUGACUUGUAUACGUGUUCCAACUGUCUGGUUUUUUUUUUUAUUGUUUUAUAAUUACUUCACAUCUGUGUGGUUUAAAUUUUUGAAAUACUAAAUGCAAAUGUAUAUGUA